UCUGUCUUUCAGUUGCAAUCUCUUCGCGUCAUGCAUACACACACACACACACACACAUAUCGUAGCAUACGUCAAAGUUAUCAUUACGAGUGGAGCCUUCAAUCGAGCCGUUUAGUCAUCGAUAACGAAUGUGUCGCUUUUCAAAUGUAUUAUCAUUUUGUUAAUCGAGUUUAACGCGAAUCGAGUGGGCGUAUUUUCGAGAGGACCGUGCUUCAAAUUUCCUACAAGUUCGAACAAAUUAGAUGCACACAUUGCAUAGUUUUUUUCUAGUCGGCAUUGCAUCCGCGUCGGGCGAACGCGCGCUUGCACGCACUUACGCAUACACACACAUUUGACAAGAGAAUUUUUCUUCUAGAUGCGGAUUCCUACGCGUACCGCCCCUCGUCCACCUGUCAAUUCUCUUCCACAAAGAAGCAAUGUCUGGGGUAGCACGAAUGAUAUUUUUGCUACCAAUUUGAUAAGCCAACCGAUUCAGAAGAAGAAGCCACCACCGCGUCCACCUCCGCCUAAGUUCAAUCAGUGCCAUAUGCAAACUCAGAGGGAUCAGAAAUUAAAAAAACCGACUCGACCUACAGAACUUUUAUCUAAUUUCUUUGCGUGGAAAGCAGCCAAGCAAGAAUACUCCAAUACGUCUCGUUCUACUUUGAAUUUGUCCCAGGUCUCGUGCCAGUCUUCUAAUACCAAUGGAGCACUAUCUUUGAUAGAUCUUAGUCCGCCUGGCUCUCCUACAUUCACUACGCGUUCUAGCAGCGAUGGUGUUAGUAUAGAUAGUUUUGGUAGCGAUGGUAAUUCCAAUCCUUCUGCGUUUACCAGCAGUGGAAAUACCUCUCAAACAGAAAGUGCCUUCGAAGAUGAUUUUGACUUUUUUGGCAUGUCUAAUAAAAAGUUUCCGAGCAACGAUCCAUGGCAAAUGAAGCCAGUGUCGGAUCCAUUUGGACCGAUAGAGGAAAGAAAUGCUGGAAGGUUUGAAGAUGUCAGGCAAAUUGGAGAUACCUCCUUUUUUGCUUUCAAUGAUAAUUAUACGGAUAAGCAAGUGCCUUUUGGACAAACUAAUUCUAAAGUGAUUCACUCCGUGCCAACGAUAAUACGUCCAAAGCCACCUAAACCGCCAGCACCAAAGAUAUUAAAAAAACAGUUGGAACAAAAAAUCAAUCAAAUUCAAAGCUCAUCUAAUAACUUACAAAGAACGAUGAGACCUCUUAGCGAACCAAUAUCCCUGGACUUGUCGUAUUCGGUGAAUGACGCGUGGGGCGAUGAUCUUAAAGAGGAGCCUUCUCCCCCGAUGCCAACAAUACCGCCACCAGCACCACCUUUGGAAUACUUAACUCAAUCUGAAAACGAAUUUCAGGAAAACUGUAAAACACCCUAUGGUAUCGCACUUUACGACUUUCCUGUCACACAUUCGGAUGAUUUACCUUUAAAGGAAGGGGACAUUGUUACCUUGAUAAGAGUUGUCAACGACGAUUGGAUGGAAGGAAGGGUGGGAAAUCGACAAGGAAUAUUUCCAAUCAACUUUCUCGAUAUAAAAGUUCCGUUACCUGGAUUACAAGACGACAUUGUUGUUGCCCUGUAUUCUUUUAAGGGAGAGACCUCAGAAGAUUUGCUGUUUGAGGAGCCAAAAUUAAAGUUUUAUCAAGACUAUCGGACGACUGGUUAUACGGCGAAUGCAAAGGUAAAAAGGGUCAAUUUCCAACUAAUUAUGUUAACAGAAUUCCAUACAGUAUUUCGCAUUCAACAUAAUCAUCGUUUUACAAUUUUGGGCCUUAGAAUGUAAUAAUUGCUUUGAUAUUGCAAACAUUUUCUAUUAUUCGUUUGAUAUUUUCAAUGGAAUAAAUACAUCCAUUAUUUUAAUACAAAAUUUCGAAAAAAUUUCUACGGCAAAAAAGUAUAAGUUUUUAUAAAAUUUUACUCGUAUAAGAGAAGACUGAAUUAUACACGCAUAUAGAAAGAAAAAAACAAUAAGAAACUAUUUCAAAUAAUUGUUGCCUUUGAAAUCAAGAUCAUAUUCUAAGUACAUUUAUUUCUUAGGAAGGACAUUGUUUAGUAUUACAAUAAAAAAUAUCUUUCUAUUUUGUAGCAUAUUGAUUGUAUUAGAGAGUACUGCAGAAUAUUUUUAAUAACAUCUUUAUAUUUGCGCAAAUGUUUGCAAUAUAUAUUGAAUUACAAUUUUUAUCUCGUUUUAAUAGCAAUUCGUAUUUAUACAAUUGAAUGAAAACAUGUGUUGUAUUAUUUAUAUACUUUGUAGUUAAAAGUUACAUACUAUUAACUGCACAGUGUUGUAGCAUAUCUUGUUAUAAAUUAUUUUUCAUUAAAUAUAGAAAAG
Molecule: messenger RNA, 2323 nt
Organism: Polistes canadensis
Lineage: Eukaryota; Metazoa; Arthropoda; Insecta; Hymenoptera; Vespidae
Exons: 6
Coding region: 356-1774 (472 amino acids)
Biological process (GO): endocytosis; plasma membrane tubulation; actin cortical patch localization
Cellular component (GO): actin cortical patch
Molecular function (GO): protein binding; lipid binding
Source: RefSeq, a predicted model, not a curated record